Macadamia integrifolia is the source of this 3454-nucleotide messenger RNA. RefSeq names its product pentatricopeptide repeat-containing protein At5g46460, mitochondrial. The record is from RefSeq and is a predicted model, not a curated record. Gene Ontology annotation, molecular function: protein binding; RNA binding; zinc ion binding. The transcript has a single exon. Bases 173 to 2305 code for a protein of 710 amino acids. NCBI's taxonomy places the organism in Eukaryota, Viridiplantae, Streptophyta, Magnoliopsida, Proteales, Proteaceae. Gene Ontology annotation, biological process: RNA modification.
GUUUGUUCCACUGGGUGAGACACCCAGGGCUUCUGUUGCACACGCCCAUACAUAGAUGGCCCUCCAGUUUCUUGCAUAUUUCUGAUACUGUGCAUAAUUUCUAGUCUUCUUCAAUGUCAGUUGGCAGCCUUUGGCGAUUAGACGUUGUUGGCACGAGCACUUAUGAAGAACAAUGCAUGCAUUUCCCGCCUUCAUACGGAUUUUCAAGUGCCCAUCAAUUCCUUUCAUGAUUUUAUGCAGUGGGUUUUCUGUAACUGUCAAAAAGUUUCCAUAUUCGUCCAUGGCUGUCAUGAACUCUGCAAAAACGGGCACUUCAGUAUGGAGCUCGGUGAUCCCAAAUUACCUCCGAUGCGGAAAGCUAGAUGAAGCUCGUCGUGUUUUUGACGAGAAUCCUUCGCCUGAUGUUCAUAUUUAUACCAUGAUGAUUGCUGCAUAUUCGCGAAGCGAUAGACUGUACGAGGCAUUACAACUGUUCUAUGAAAUGCCUGUUCGAGAUGUUGUUUCUUGGAAUUCUAUGAUGAAGGGUUGUCUUGAUUGUGGGAACUUAGAAAUGGCUCGAAAGAUUUUCUAUGAAAUGCCAGAAAGAAAUGUUAUCUCCUGGACCACAAUUAUAAAUGGGUUCUUGCAGUUUGGUAGAAUUGAAAUUGCGGAGGUUCUGUUUCAUAAGAUGCCUUCCAAGGAUACGGCAGCAUGGAAUUCAAUGAUUUUUGGGUAUUGUAGUAAUGAACGGAUUAAUGAUGCUCUCAGGGUGUUUGAGAGGAUGCCUUUUAGGAAUGUGAUUUCCUGGACUACAAUGAUUAGUGGAAUGGAUCAGCAUGGGGAGAGUGAUAAAGCACUGUCUCUCUUCCGGCAGAUGCUGGAUUCAGGGGUGAUACCCACUUCAAGCACGUUCUGUUGUGCACUAACGGCGUGUGCAAAAAUAUCAGCUCUCAACCAAGGUGUUCAACUUCAUGCCAAUCUCAUCAAGUUGGGGUAUGUCUUUGAUGCUUUUGUCUCUACUUCACUGAUCACAUUUUAUGCGAACUGUGAGAAAAUUGAGGAAUGUAGACAGAUUUUUCAUGAAAACUUGGAUAUAAAUGUUGUUAUGUGGACAGCUCUUUUAACAGGUUAUGGUCUAAAUAAUAAGCACGAAGAUGCUUUGGAUGUAUUUUACAACAUGAUAAAAGUUGGGAUCCUGCCCAAUCAAUCAACAUUCAGUAGUGCUUUGAAUUCAUGCAGUGGGCUAGAGGCUCUUGAUAGUGGAAAAGAGAUUCAUGGGAGGGCUAUAAAGCUUGGGUUGGAUGAUGAUGUGUUUGUUAGUAAUUCUCUUAUCGUAAUGUACUCUAAAUGCGGAAACAUACAUGAUGCAACGACUAUGUUCGACAAUAUGAGCAGGAGGAACAUUGUUUCGUGGAAUUCUAUUAUUGUUGGGAGUGCACAACAUGGGUGUGGUGUCUUGGCCCUUGGGUUCUUUGACCGGAUGGUAAAUGCAAAGGUUCAACCCGAUGAGAUUACAUUCGUUGGGUUGCUUACUGCUUGUAGCCACUCUAGGAUGUUAGAUAGGGGGAGAGAAUUUUUUGAAUUAUUGACUCGAGAUACAUCGGUUGAAGUGAAGUCUGAGCAUUAUGCAUGUAUGGUGGAUAUCUUGGGUCGAUCUGGGAAGCUGGAAGAGGCGGAGGAAUUCAUCAAGAAGAUGCCAGAGAAAGCAAACUCCAUGGUCUGGUUAGCUUUGUUGAGUGCCUGUAGGGUACAUCGUAACCUAGAGGUGGCAAAAAGAGCUGCAUAUCAUGUCUUUAACCUGGAACCACAUAAUAGUGCAGGAUAUAUUUUAUUAUCCAACUUAUAUGCUUCAGCAGGUAAAUGGGAUGAUGUCUCUCACAUAAGAGGGAUGAUGAAGCAUAGAGGAAUUCUGAAGCAACCUGGAUAUAGUUGGGUGACACUAAAGGGAUCAAAGCAUAUGUUUGUUUGUGGAGAUAGGUUCCACCCUUUGUGUGAGAAAAUAUACCAAAGGCUGGAUCUUUUGGGUGCAAAACUGAAGGAGUUGGGUCAUGUUCCUGAUCAGAGUUUUGUGUUACAUGAUGUGGAGGAUGAACAAAAGGAAGUGAUGUUGUCUUUUCAUAGCGAGAGGCUUGCCAUUGGAUUUGCACUGAUCAGUACUGUAGAAGGUAGUACAAUAAGAGUGAUGAAAAACCUUCGUGUAUGUGGGGAUUGUCAUUCUGCCAUCAAGCUUAUAGCAAAGAUUGUUGGGCGUGAGAUCAUUGUAAGAGAUUCUAGUCGAUUCCAUCACUUUAGGGAUGGGAACUGUUCUUGUGGGGAUUAUUGGUAGCAAUUUGGUGGAUGGUUUGUUCUUGUAGAUGUUGUGGGAGGUCAGUUUUUGCUUUUGAUGGCUGUUCACUAGGCAAAUGAAGAUAACAUAUGAUGAACAAAGCAGCAUGGCCUAGGGUUACUAGACUGCCUGAGGCUCUUGAAACGCUUAGGGCGAUGGAACUCAAGGGUAAAUGUAGCCCUAACGUUACCAUGUAUAGUGCAAUCAUCGAUGGCCAUUGCAAAGAAGGAAUGGUAAAUGAGGCCUAGAACCUAUUCUCUGCAAUUUUGUUUCAAAACAUGGUGAACCAUGAAAUCUCACCAGCUGUCAUCACCUUCAACAUUAUGAUCGAUGGUCUUUGCAAAGGGGGAAGGACUACUGAAGGGCAUAACAUGUUUGAAUUAAUGCUUCAGGAGAACAUAAGCCUGAUGUUUUCACUUUCAGCUCUUUGAUUCAUGGCCUAUCCAAAUCUGGUCAGUGGGAAGAAGCCAUUGGAUUACUAAGUAAAAUGUUGAGACUAGGGGUCUCCCCUGAUGUUGUGAUAUUCAGCAUUUUGAAUUUUGAUAGAUGGCCUUUGCAAAGACAGAAGGACUGAUGAAGCGCAUUAGUUGUUUGAGUUAAUGCUUCAAAGAGGACAUAAGCUGAUGUUAUCACUUACAGCUCUUUGAUUCAUGGCCUUUGCAAUUCUAGCCAAUGGGAAGAAGCCACUAGAUUGCUAAAUAAAAUGUUGGGACUAGGGGUCUCCCCUGAUGUCGUGAUAUUCAGCAUUCUAAUGGAUGGUCUUGUAAAAACGGAAGGACUACUGAAGCGCAUAAGUUGUUUGAAUUGAUGCUUCGAAGAGGACAGAAGCCUGAUGUUGUCACAUUCAACUCUUUGAUUGAUGGCCUAUGCAAUUCUGGCCAAUGGGAAGAUGCCAUUGUGUUGCAAAAUAAAAUGUUGGAACUAGGAGUCUCCUAAUAUCGACUUAAUUUCAACGUUCUAAUAGAUGGUCUUUGCAAAGAAGGAAGGAUUGUUGAAGCGGACAAGUUGUUUGAAUUGAUGCUUCAAAGAGGACUUAAGCCUGAUAUUAUCACUUUCACCUCUUUGAUUCAGGGAUUCAGGGCCUAUGUAAUUCUGGCCAAUCAAAAGAAAGCCAUUGGAUUGCUAAACAAAAUGUGAGGACUUGGAAUC